Messenger RNA from Macrobrachium nipponense, 2702 nucleotides. RefSeq lists its product as uncharacterized. Gene Ontology annotation, molecular function: structural constituent of ribosome; large ribosomal subunit rRNA binding. Gene Ontology annotation, biological process: translation. Lineage: Eukaryota; Metazoa; Arthropoda; Malacostraca; Decapoda; Palaemonidae. Bases 121 to 618 code for a protein of 165 amino acids. The transcript is spliced from 4 exons. The record is from RefSeq and is a predicted model, not a curated record. Gene Ontology annotation, cellular component: cytosolic large ribosomal subunit; ribosome.
GGCAAGCUUUCAAGAGGGUAUGAGACUAAACCCGUAACUCAGAGGGUCUUUCUUCCGUCGUCUUGCUAGGAGUGAGCACGUGAGACUUGGUCCCCCUACAAGGGUACAUCGGUUACCAGCAUGCCUCCAAAAUUUGAUCCAAACGAAAUCAAAAUCGUGAAGUUAAGAGCAGUGGGAGGUGAAGUUGGUGCCACCUCUUCGUUGGCUCCAAAAGUCGGUCCUCUUGGUCUCUCCCCUAAAAAAGUUGGCGAAGACAUAUGUAAGGCGACUGGUGCAUGGAAAGGUUUGAAGGUAACAGUACAGCUGACAAUUCAGAAUCGACAAGCACAGGUAGAAGUAGUUCCCUCUGCAUCUGCCCUUCUCAUUCGUGCUCUUAAAGAACCGCACAGAGAUAGAAAGAAGGUAAAGCACAUCAAACACAAUGGCAAUGUUGGUUUUGAGGAGGUUAUCAACAUUGCAAGGAUCAUGAGGCCUCGUUCCAUGGCUGCUACUCUGAAAGGAACUGUCAAGGAAAUAUUAGGCACUGCUUUGAGUGUUGGAUGCACCAUAGAGCACCAGAGUCCCAGGGAUGUGCAAGAAGCUGUUGACAGUGGUGAAAUGGAGGUGCCAGAUGAAUGACAAGAAUUGUGAUUUUUUGAAAGAUCAGGUAACGUAAUGCUUUAUGGUAGGGCUCGUUUCUCAUCAGCUUUAUUUGAUAUCAUUACAUAAUUCUCUUACUCUGUCGCCUACAGUCUUUCCCAUUCAACAAAAUGAUUUAUUUGUAUGAUUUGGAAGGGAUCCACCUGACCUGAGAUUAAUUGGCUUUUAAAUAUAACCUGCCGUUUCUAUCGCUCACAAUAGAGUUACGAGUAUUGUAAGUGUUAAUUAAGAUAGGUUGUGAAAAAUUCCUCACAUCAUCUGCAAUGUGGUAUGUAACUUGUCUUUAGUAAACAGACUGAUACUUUUUACUUAUAAAAUAAUUUGUUUAUCCUGUUUUCAAAUAAUCAUUGAUCAGUGUUCAAGCAUUGUCUGAUAAACUAACCGAAAAUGUGGAGAUUGCUCAUUUGGGCAAACGAAAUCAGUAUAAAUUUGCCAUAAAGUUGAAGAGAGUAUUUUUCUCUUCAUUUUACACUAAAAUGAGCCUAAUUUCAUUAACUUCUUCAUAUACAUUCUUGUAUUUGAAUACAGUAGCAGUGAUUGAUGUCAAUUUCCUUUGGAAAAAAACAUAAAAGUGCAUUUUAGUAUUUUCGAAUCAGCUGCAGGAUUCUGUUGUUUCCGGUGUAAAUUCCCACAUAGGUAUGUGACAGAAUCUUGGAAAAUGGUACUGUGAGCAAUUCCCCAAAUUUCGAGUGCAAUUUUCUUAGAAACAUAUUUUUUAGUAUUUUAAAUUAGAGGACUCUUCCAUAAAAUCCCACAUUAUUAACCCCAACCCCCCCCCCCCCACAAAAAUGACACCCCAUUAGUGUAAAAAAUGUUUGCACUACAUUAAAUAUUUGACAUCACUUAUUAAAAAAAGAAAAAAAGAAACAUGAAAUGUGAAAAUUGUUAAAUAUGGUGUACAUGGGUAAGAUCUUUUAUUUAAAAGAUUUAUCUUUAUCGUGCUACAUAAAGAGAAAUUACUGGCAGCUGUCAUGACAUGUUUCGUAGCAAUGAUGUUGCUAUGUAUUGAACUGAUUGAGAUUUUCUCUACUUGGUGCAUGAUUGAGACAUAGUGUGUCUGAUUGAGUAGUAGCAUUUCAUUCCAUCAAAAGUGUUUUAUGGUAUAAUUUCAGUUUUUUGGUGGACUUUAAUCUUUAGUCAAAUAAGAGUAACUUUUAGGCUUUAUUUUGUUCUAUGUUUUACAGAGAUCUAAAAACAGUAGCUAAAAUAGAGCAUGAAAUCCUACAGUGCUACCCACCUACACUAGCCCUCGCAUCACCUUUGACACAUUACUCCACUUACAAAUCGCCCUUGGCCUAGAAGAUAAUGCUGGAAUCUGGCCAGCUUCAUUUGAAGCAACAAUUUGCAUCAGAAACUCUAAGAAAAAAAAAAUGGCACCCCAAUUUUGUUUGCACUCGCCCAGGUCUUCCACUCCUUGCCCAUUACAUCCAGCGAUCACAUAAGAACAAUAGAUUAGGGGUAUGAACCGAUAAGUGACGCCAGCCUGUGAGCACUACCUACACCAAGAUAGCGGCGGCCGGGAAUGACUCGCCCUAGGGGCUAGCGCUUCUGCACUGGCCAGCAAGCUUCAGUCAGAAAUCAUCUAUUAAAAAACAAUCAUUUUUUGGGGCCAGUAGGAAGCUAAUGUCAGCCUCAUUUCACCUUUUUCCACGUUUUGUUAUGAUUCGAAUAGCAUUUUUCAUUUAUCUUACACUGCAUUCUGUAGUAAUGAUUUUUAAUACUUGAUAGUUCAAUUCUUUUUGAAAUAGUUUAAGUUAUUUUAUAAGCCCCUUUUUAUCAAGUGAGCCCAAUUUUCUUUACGGAAUUUGUUUUUAUUAAAAUCAAAUAUUUGUAUCAAAUAACAGUUAAAAACGAAGUUAUCUUUUCCCUUUCUACACUAUUUCCGGAAAAAAAACAAAAACAAAAACACACUGGAAAAAAGAUUAUCCAUAAACGAUGAAAUCAACGUUAAUAGGGAACGUUACUUUACGAACCUCUUUUUAAUCCGUCAACAGUUUGUCCUAAGUCCAGCGAUUAUUGUACAAUUUCAAAGCUGAAAGACUCCGUUAUACGAUAAUUCAAAA